Messenger RNA from Sphaeroforma arctica JP610, 1660 nucleotides. RefSeq lists its product as hypothetical. The transcript has a single exon. The coding region runs from base 41 to 1090 and encodes 349 amino acids. NCBI's taxonomy places the organism in Eukaryota, Ichthyosporea, Ichthyophonida. The record is from RefSeq and is a predicted model, not a curated record.
GCAACCGACGUGUUCUUGAGACGUAUAUACAUAAUAUGUCAUGGGGUUGGGUACAGUUUAUGUUCGGUCUCUUCUGCACGCCGUAACGUUGACUGGUGCGGUCUCCGGAACGGGCGCAGUUUUCGAUAGCAGGGAAACAGAGAUACUUCCGAGACUAUUAGAUUCUGCAACUUUUAAGUUAGUAUACGAGAGUCCCAGGGGAAAAAUAGACUGGAAAUACUAUGCGCCAUCAGACGCACUAAGUAGGGAGCCUCUAGACUGUUCGCUGAGAUGGUAUCAGCGUCACCCUAAUGAACUAUGCACCACCAGCCACUUCCAAUCCGAAUUUAACGAAGAUGGUGGGAGCGAAACUGUUGUCCUAGAAGAUAAUGCAGUAGACUCAGGCACGAGUACUGAGGUAUAUUCAGCGCGCACAUACAAGACUGCGGGUGCAGACUCUUACUCCGGUAUUGCGCAUCAUGCAUUCACGCGCAGUACACCGAUGCAUAUAGCCUCUGAGUGUGACGACUUGGGUGCCAUAGAGUGGUGGCUACAUAUACGCGCAUCGCCUUUGAAGUCACCUUUGCACAGUAUAGUCGAUCCUCUAUAUUGGAUCACAGUUCAACAACGGAAACCCAUCAUUGUGGAUGCGCAAAGCGACAUCUGUACAGGCGGAUAUGUGCGGAUAAUGAAACGGGGUCGACUGAUAGAUUCGGAAUUUGGCUUCGACUACCUGUUUUCCUAUCUUAAGGGCUAUUCGCGGGUGGCUCGCGUGGACGUGGAUCAGAUUGACACUAUGAGCUGGUGUUAUGCUACACAGGAUAAGAAUGACAAACAAGCCUGUGCUGAGGAAGUUCUAGCGAAGUUUCCACAGUUGGGAGUGACACAUAUAGUAGUGCACGUGUGUGAUUUCCAGAGCCUGGAGUAUCUUUGUAGUUCCGCUGUUAUGUACGGCAACCAGCUGGCGCUCAUGGGGGUGGUACAGGUGCAAUUAACGACAUUUGAAGAGCUUAAGUCUACAAGUCAAGGACAAUGUAUAGAUCCCUUUGUAGGGAUAAAGAAUAUAUAUGUUUCUAAAGGCUCACGCCCUAUGGUCGUACUUCCGGCAUGAUGUUGGCCUUCGCUGCUCCACUGCUCGAAUACGGAAUCUGCGGCCUCUCUUUGGAUGCUGUGCCACUGUAAGCAGCGUGAGAUGUGUAAGUGUACGUAUCCGAAGAAUUGGGGCGAAGCGCUCGUUACCUAAGGAUUCUCUUCUUCCAAUAGGCGUUGGCCACGAAGCUGAGUGUACAUCUGAACAUAUUCUUCAUAUAAUCGGCUGGCAGUUGGUCGGGAUCGUGUUGUGGUGACAAGUACGUGACAGAAUGUCAUAAACUACCAACAUGCUACAACCUUAUUCGGCCCUGCAUGGAUUAACAUACGUACAAGAGAUGCUCUCCAGACUUAACACAUAAAACACUCAACUACGCACAUGCCAACUCAAAUCUCGUCAACGGUCAACUCAAAUCUCGUAGACUAAAGUGGGAUGCUGAGCAUCACGAGGCGUAACACCGGGCAGUUCACCAACCCUCGCAUUUGAAGGUGUUUAGAAUUCAUACAUUGCAAUCUACUUGAGCAUUUAAGAUACAAUGUGCUUGAGCACCUGAGAUGCUUUUACAACUAAGAUAAAAUAUAUGUAUACGCG